Messenger RNA from Phodopus roborovskii (desert hamster), 2187 nucleotides. It is a transcript of the gene Gmps, whose product is annotated as guanine monophosphate synthase. Gene Ontology annotation, cellular component: cytosol. NCBI's taxonomy places the organism in Eukaryota, Metazoa, Chordata, Mammalia, Rodentia, Cricetidae. The transcript has 16 exons. The record is from RefSeq and is a predicted model, not a curated record. Gene Ontology annotation, molecular function: ATP binding; GMP synthase (glutamine-hydrolyzing) activity; GMP synthase activity. Gene Ontology annotation, biological process: GMP biosynthetic process. The coding region runs from base 87 to 2168 and encodes 693 amino acids.
CUGGUCCCGGCGCAGUGCUGCUCGCCUCCAGGCCUCUCUAGCGCCGGCGCCGAUUCUUUCGACGUCUUCCCGCCGCGACUGCCGCGAUGGCCCUGUGCAACGGAGAUUCCAAGCCAGAAAAUGCUGGAGGAGACCUAAAGGAUGGCUGUCGCCAGUAUGAAGGAGCUGUUGUCAUUCUGGAUGCUGGGGCUCAGUAUGGAAAAGUCAUUGAUCGCAGAGUGCGGGAGCUCUUUGUGCAGUCUGAAAUCUACCCAUUGGAAACACCAGCCUUCGCCAUAAAGGAGCAAGGAUUUCGGGCUAUUAUCAUAUCUGGAGGACCUAAUUCUGUGUACGCAGAGGAUGCGCCCUGGUUUGAUCCAGCAAUAUUUACCAUUGGCAAGCCUGUACUUGGAAUUUGCUAUGGCAUGCAGAUGAUGAAUAAAGUUUUUGGAGGCACUGUGCAUAAAAAAAGUGUUAGAGAAGAUGGAGUUUUUAAUAUUACAAUGGAUAACACAUGCUCAUUGUUUAGGGGUCUUCAGAAGGAAGAAAUUGUUUUACUUACACAUGGAGACAGUGUAGACAAAGUAGCUGAUGGAUUCAAGGUUGUAUCACGUUCUGGGAAUAUUGUGGCAGGUAUAGCCAAUGAAUCUAAAAAGCUGUAUGGUGUACAGUUCCACCCUGAAGUUGGCCUUACAGAAAAUGGGAAAGUAAUACUGAAGAAUUUCCUGUUUGAGGUAGCUGGAUGCAGUGGGACCUUUACUGUGCAGAACCGAGAACUUGAAUGCAUUCGAGAGAUCAAAGAGAAAGUAGGCACAUCAAAAGUAUUGGUUUUACUUAGUGGUGGUGUAGAUUCAACUGUUUGUACAGCUUUGCUGAAUCGUGCUUUGAACCAAGAUCAGGUUAUUGCUGUACACAUUGAUAAUGGAUUUAUGAGAAAACGAGAAAGCCAGUCUGUUGAAGAGGCCCUCAAAAAGCUCGGAAUUCAGGUCAAAGUGAUAAAUGCUGCUCAUUCUUUCUACAAUGGAACAACCACUCUACCAAUCUCAGAUGAAGACAGGACCCCACGAAAAAGAAUUAGCAAAACAUUAAAUAUGACUACAAGUCCUGAGGAAAAAAGAAAAAUCAUCGGUGAUACUUUUGUUAAGAUUGCCAAUGAAGUAAUUGGAGAAAUGAGUUUGAAGCCAGAGGAGGUUUUUCUUGCCCAAGGCACUUUACGACCUGAUCUAAUCGAAAGUGCAUCCCUUGUGGCCAGUGGCAAAGCUGAACUCAUCAAAACCCACCAUAAUGACACAGAGCUUAUCAGAAAGCUGAGGGAAGAGGGAAAAGUAAUAGAACCUCUGAAAGAUUUUCAUAAAGAUGAAGUGAGAAUUUUAGGCAGAGAGCUUGACCUGCCAGAAGAAUUGGUUUCCAGGCAUCCUUUUCCAGGUCCUGGUCUGGCAAUCAGAGUAAUAUGUGCUGAAGAACCUUAUAUUUGUAAAGACUUUCCUGAAACCAACAAUAUUUUGAAAAUAGUAGCUGAUUUUUCUGCAAGUGUUAAGAAGCCUCAUACCCUGUUACAAAGAGUCAAAGCCUGCACAACAGAAGAGGACCAGGAGAAGCUCAUGCAGAUUACGAGUCUCCAUUCACUGAACGCUUUCUUGCUGCCAAUUAAAACUGUGGGUGUGCAGGGUGACUGUCGUUCCUACAGUUAUGUGUGUGGAAUUUCCAGUAAAGAUGAACCUGACUGGGAAUCUCUUAUUUUCCUUGCCAAACUUAUACCCCGAAUGUGUCAUAACAUUAACAGAGUUGUCUAUAUCUUUGGCCCACCAGUUAAAGAACCUCCUACAGACGUUACUCCCACUUUCUUGACAACGGGGGUGCUCAGUACUUUGCGCCAAGCUGAUUUUGAGGCCCAUAACAUUCUCAGGGAGUCUGGGUAUGCUGGGAAAAUCAGCCAGAUGCCAGUGAUUUUGACCCCAUUACAUUUCGAUCGAGAUCCACUUCAGAAGCAGCCUUCAUGCCAGAGAUCUGUGGUUAUUCGAACCUUUAUUACUAGUGACUUCAUGACUGGUAUACCUGCAACACCUGGCAAUGAGAUUCCUGUAGAGGUGGUGCUAAAGAUGGUCACUGAGAUAAAGAAGAUUCCUGGAAUUUCUAGAAUUAUGUAUGACCUAACAUCAAAGCCCCCGGGAACCACUGAGUGGGAGUAAUAAAUGUGUUGUUGAAGAA